This is a messenger RNA of Jaculus jaculus (lesser Egyptian jerboa), 2765 nucleotides long. It is a transcript of the gene Map4k2, whose product is annotated as mitogen-activated protein kinase kinase kinase kinase 2. Gene Ontology annotation, molecular function: ATP binding; MAP kinase kinase kinase kinase activity. The transcript has 32 exons. The coding region runs from base 9 to 2474 and encodes 821 amino acids. Gene Ontology annotation, biological process: protein phosphorylation. NCBI's taxonomy places the organism in Eukaryota, Metazoa, Chordata, Mammalia, Rodentia, Dipodidae. The record is from RefSeq and is a predicted model, not a curated record.
GCCGGGCCAUGGCGCUGCUGCGGGACGUGUCGCUGCAGGAUCCGCGGGAUCGCUUCGAGCUGCUCCAGCGCGUGGGAGCCGGGACCUAUGGCGACGUCUACAAGGCCCGCGACACGGUCACGUCUGAACUGGCCGCGGUGAAGAUCGUCAAGCUAGACCCAGGGGACGACAUCAGCUCUCUCCAGCAGGAAAUCACCAUCCUUCGUGAGUGCCGCCACCCCAAUGUGGUGGCCUACAUUGGUAGCUACCUCAGGAAUGACCGCUUAUGGAUCUGCAUGGAGUUCUGUGGAGGGGGGUCCCUGCAGGAGAUUUACCACGCAACUGGGCCCCUGGAGGAACGGCAGAUAGCCUAUGUCUGCCGGGAAGCACUGAAGGGGCUCCACCACCUGCAUUCUCAGGGGAAGAUCCACCGUGACAUCAAGGGCGCCAACCUUCUGCUCACUCUGCAGGGCGAUGUGAAGCUGGCGGACUUUGGGGUGUCAGGGGAACUGACAGCAUCUGUGGCCAAGAGGAAGUCUUUCAUUGGCACACCAUACUGGAUGGCACCGGAGGUAGCCGCUGUGGAGCGCAAGGGUGGCUACAAUGAGCUGUGUGACGUCUGGGCCCUGGGUAUCACUGCCAUCGAGUUAGGCGAGCUGCAGCCCCCACUAUUCCACCUGCACCCCAUGAGGGCCUUGAUGCUCAUGUCGAAGAGCAGCUUCCAACCACCCAAGCUGAGAGACAAGAUGCGUUGGACCCAGACUUUCCACCACUUCCUAAAGCUGGCCCUGACCAAGAACCCCAAGAAGAGGCCAACUGCUGAGAAACUUCUGCAGCACCCAUUUACAACCCAGCAGCUCCCUCGGGCCCUCCUCACCCAGCUCCUCGACAAGGCCAGUGACCCCCAUUUGGGAACCCCUUCCCCUGAAGACUGUGAGCUGGAGACAUAUGACAUGUUUCCAGACACCAUCCAUUCCCGGGGGCAGCAUGGCCCACCUGAGAGGACCCCCUCUGAGAUCCAGUUUCACCAAGUGAAAUUCGGUGCCCCACGCAGGAAGGAGACAGAUCCUCUCAGUGAACCGUGGGAGGAGGAAUGGACGCUGCUUGGAAAGGAGGAGCUGAGUGGGAGUCUGUUGCAGUCAGUCCAGGAGGCUCUAGAGGAGAGGAGCCUGACCAUCCGGCCAGCCUCAGAACUCCAGGAGCUGAAUUCCCCAGAUGAUGGCAUGGGAACCAUCAAGCGGGCCCCAUUCUUGGGGCUGCCAUCCUCUGAGCCAACUCCUGAGGACAAUACUCAGUUCAGCCCCCCAGGAACCCCGCCCCCACCUCCACCCAGCUCCAGCAGCCCCCCACUGCUGCCCACUGCCUGGGCCACCCUGAAGCAGCGGGAGGAUCCCAAGAGGUCAUCCUGCCAUGGGCUUCCCCCUACUCCCAAGGUGCAUAUGGGCGCCUGCUUCUCCAAGGUCUUCAACGGCUGCCCGUUGCGGAUCCACGCCGCUGUCACCUGGAUUCACCCUGUGACUCGAGACCAGUUCCUGGUGGUGGGGGCGGAGGAAGGUGUCUACACCCUCAACCUGCAUGAGCUUCACGAAGACACCUUGGAGAAGCUCGUCUCCCAGCGCUGCACCUGGCUGUACUGCGUGAACAAUGUGCUGCUGUCACUCUCAGGGAAAUCCACUCAUAUCUGGGCGCAUGACCUCCCGGGCCUGUUUGAACAGCGGAGACUGCAGCAUCAGGCACCCCUUUCCAUCCCCACCAACCGCCUCACCCAGCGCAUCAUCCCCAGGCGCUUUGCACUGUCCACUAAGAUUCCCGACACCAAGGGCUGCCUCCAGUGUCGUGUAGUGAGAAACCCCUACACAGGCAGUACCUUCCUGCUGGCCGCCCUGCCGGCCAGUCUGCUCCUGCUGCAGUGGUACGAGCCGCUGCAGAAGUUCCUGCUGCUGAAGAACUUCUCCAGCCCCCUGCCCAGCCCAGCGGGGAUGCUGGAGCCGCUGGUGCUGGACGGGAAGGAGCUGCCACAGGUGUGUGUGGGCGCCGAGGGGCCCGAGGGACCAGGCUGCCGUGUCCUGUUCCACGUUCUGCCCCUGGAGGCGGGCCUGACACCUGACAUCCUCAUCCCACCUGAGGGGAUUCCAGGCUCAGCCCAGCAGGUGAUUCAGGUGGACAGGGACACAGUCCUGGUCAGCUUUGAACGCUGUGUGAGGAUCGUCAACCUGCAGGGCGAGCCCACUGCCACACUGGCCCCUGAGCUGACCUUUGACUUCCCCAUUGAGACUGUGGUGUGCCUGCAGGACAGCGUGCUAGCCUUCUGGAGUCACGGCAUGCAAGGCCGCAGCCUGGACACUAAUGAAGUGACCCAGGAGAUCACAGAUGAGACGAGAAUCUUCCGAGUGUUGGGGGCCCACAGAGACAUCAUCUUGGAGAGCAUUCCCACCGAUAACCCUGGGGCACACAGCAACCUUUACAUCCUCACAGGCCACCAGAGCAGCUACUGAGCUGUUGCCAUGAAGGGCAGACCUCAUGAGGGGUGUUAGGGGGUAGGGAGGGGAGGCAGCCCACCCCCUCAGCAAUAACCGGACUGGAGGAAGCUGUGGCCACCUGCCUUCCCUUGCCAACAGUCCCCUGGUGCUGGGGGCCUCUGGGCAGGAUGGGACUGCUCCAAUUCAUUCCAUUUUGUCUCACGUUUCCUUUCCACUGUUUCUGCCAAGAGCCUGCCCUGGGCUCUGUCCUAGGGAACAUGUAUUUAAGAGAGAGAAUUAUAUUGGUAUUAAAGCUGGUUAAUUUUA